This is a messenger RNA of Microbotryum saponariae, 2938 nucleotides long. Lineage: Eukaryota; Fungi; Basidiomycota; Microbotryomycetes; Microbotryales; Microbotryaceae. The record is from the annotation of a GenBank genome assembly.
AUGUCGACCCCCAAGACAUUGCGUGACUUCCAAGUCCAGGCGUUGACCUCUUUACUCUCGCUCAACAACCCCUCGACAGCGAACCCAGCCUCGAGCAGCGCAGGAGUUGGGGGUGCUGGCGGGGCAGCAGGCGCGGUCGUGGCCGGGUCGGGGGUGGUGCCGACGUGGAAGGUGUUGGUGAUGGACAAGGUGGCGCAGGACAUCGUCGCCACCAGUCUGAGGGUACAGGAUCUCAGGGAACAGGGCGUGACGCUGCACAUGUAGGUUGGGCACACACCUUCCGGCACGCGCCGUUCGGUGAUAGGUGCUGGCUGGCCGGCUCGCUCUCACGUGUCACCAUCCACACCGCACGGCGCGCCCUUUACGCACUCAAUUCGACGCGAGAUCAGCUCGUACACGUCAAUCCUGGGCCGCUGGGGUUGUGGCUCGAUGUUGUCGAUGGGUCGUAUAUGGAAACCGAGUGGCCAAUAGGAUCACUGCCUCGUCGAGUGAUUGAUACGCGUCCAGUCAACUGGCGCUACCGGAAUCCCUACAGCAAACCCUGGAGGAACUUUGAACUGACCAACUUUAUACGUUGUAUACAGGCAACUGCAUGCCGAAAGACCAGCACUUACGGACGUACCUGCCAUCUACUUUGUCGCACCGACGCAGGCCAACAUCCGCCGGAUCGCGCUCGACCUGCAAAAGGGACUGUACGCCUCGACCUAUGUCAACUUUACUAGUGCACUUUCGCGGCCGCUUUUGGAAGAGUUUGCCGAGACUGUGGCAAGGGAUGGAACAGUGGAGAAUGUCGAGCAGGUACGUUCUGCUAGCGGGACUGAGUGUUGCAUCCGCUGCGCCGACCUCACCAUUCUUGAUUGAUCGCGCAGAUCUACGACCAACACCUCGAUUACCUUGUCCUCUCUCCGAAUCUCUUCUCUCUUGCCCCAUCUCUCGCCACCCCCACCUCGGCUUCGGCCUCGCUUGCGGCUCCCAUGGUCGACUCGUCCCUCGAGAGGAGCACCUACGAGAAGCUCAAUGACCCGAAAGCGGCGGAAACCGACAUCGAAGAGGUCACCGAUCGAAUUGCGCGAGGGCUUUUCUCCGUACUCGCCACAAUGGGUGCGUAGUCACUCUGUAUCUAAAAAAAAUUCAUGGGACAGAACCGCUUAUACAUUCGUGAUCAUGUAGGUCAAUUGCCGAUCAUCCGAGCACCGAGGGGAAAUGCCGCCGAGAUGAUUGCACGCAAGUUGGACGCUCGAUUGCGAGAUCACGUUGCAGGUGCUCGAGGCGGGAACGCCUUCUCGGGAGCAACGGGUGCAGGUGAAGGAUCUUUUGGGCGGCCACGUGAGUUGUACAAAGGUCAGGCUUUACGCUGCUUGAGCUGAUCGUCGGCUUGUUUCGCCCGCAGUUCUCGUGCUCAUGGACCGAAACGUCGACCUCGUGCCCAUGCUGUCUCAUUCAUGGACGUACCAAGCCCUCGUCAACGAUGUGCUUGGCAUGCGACUCAACCGCGUCUCUGUUGAAGCACCCGAAUCUGGACGACUACAAAAGAAGCUCUACGACCUCGAUGCCAAGGACUUUUUCUGGGCCAAGAACGCCGCCAGUCCUUUCCCUCAGGUCGCGGAGGAGAUUGAUCUGCAACUGAACAAGUAGGUCGAUUGUCGGACUCUGUGUUGGCACUCAGUGAACAAGUGGCUAAUGUCAUUUUUUUACCGUGGCGUAUGAAUCUACAGAUACAAAGCAGACACGAGUGACAUCACACGAUCCACGGGCGUCGGAGAUAUCAACGACCUUUCACAACUGUGGGUUCUCCUUCUCCCGGCAAAUCUAGUAGUGCAUCUUGCGCUUCCCUAACGUGAGUUUCAUCGAUCACAGGGACCUGUCCUCCAACGCGGCCAACCUCAAAGCUGCCAUCACCGCCUUACCCGAGCUCACGGCUCGAAAACACACGCUCGACACCCACAUGAACAUCGCCACGGCUUUGUUGCAGGGCAUCAAGUCGCGAGGCUUGGACACGCUGUUCCAGAUGGAGGAGAGCAUUACUAAACAGGUAGGCUACGAAUUGCGUAGCCCUCGUCCGGUGGUCCUUCUCAUGCUAAUCGGCUUUUUCAACCCCUUUCUGACUACAGACAAAAGCCCAGAUCCUCGAGGCGAUCCGUGAUCCGACAAAGGAGAAUCCGGAGGACAAGCUGCGUUUGUUGUUGUGCUUCUACUUUUCGGCGCCGGACAAGGCCGUCACGAAGGACGAUUUGGCCGAGUACGAGCGAGCGCUGGCUCAGACGGGCGUAGAUAUGGGGCCGUGGGAAUAUGCGAAAAAGUGAGUCGCGGUGCCUUGAAUCUCGGCGAUACAAUUCUUUAUAGCUGAUAGUGAAUCUGUUGCUGCAGAUUGCGCGAUGUGAUGCGCAUGUCCAACCUCGGUGCGACCCCCGCUGCUCCCACCACAAUGACCUCCGGCGGUGACCUGAUGCGAGGCUUCUCGUCCCUCUCGAACCGACUGACCGAUCGUCUUCGAGACGGUGGGAUCGGUGGCGUCGGCCUCGACAACCUCAUCUCGGGCGUAAAGAACUUCCUUCCCGCGAAGAAGGACUUCCCCGUCACUCGACUUGUCGAAGCGUUGAUGGACCCACCUUCGGCUUCGACGCAGGCGUUGCAGGAUACGGACGAUUACCUCUUGUUCGAUCCUCGUGCUGGGAGAGGGGCCAGACCUGGCGGAGCGUCCGCAGGGAGGGGGCGUCAACCUUUCGGGGACGCGAUCGUCUUCGUCGUCGGUGGAGGAUCGUACGUUGAAUAUACGAACUUGACGGAAUAUGCGGCACGUUCGGCUCCUCCCGCUCCAGGGGGUGGAGCGAUGGACAAGAUGGGCGCACCGACAAGGAAGAUCACGUACGGCGCGACCGAAAUUGUGAACGCGUCCGAAUUCUUGAAGAGUUUGGGUAAUCUUGCUAGAGCCGGGUAG